Molecule: messenger RNA, 1289 nt
Organism: Pyrenophora tritici-repentis Pt-1C-BFP
Lineage: Eukaryota; Fungi; Ascomycota; Dothideomycetes; Pleosporales; Pleosporaceae
Source: RefSeq, a predicted model, not a curated record
AUCCCAAAUACAACACAUCCCAGCAUACCACCCCAUCGGGAACAAACUCUUGCUUGGCUGUGCCAACGAUUCUUUUCUUCAUACUCUAACCAUUCUCCUGUAUAACAAUAUAAAGCUUUAACCAUUGUCAUCAUGCGCGGACAUACUCUCUUUCUCGCCGCGUAUUUGGUACUCCCCACCAUCACAGCGCCAGUACUGCCCAGCAACAUUAGUCCCGUGUUUCCAACUGCGGAUCGUCGCAAUGCCUUCCCGGUGACCAGCGCUAUCAGCAACAUCCUGGAGAGGACCUCGAUGGUUGAGAAGGUCGCGCGUUCGAUUCGGGUACGCCCUGGAGGCCGGGACGUUGAGCCGACAGAAGAGAAGGCCGAACGUUCUAUUAGGGUACGCCCUGGAGGCCGGGACGUGGAGUCGACGGAAGAGAACGUCGAGCGUAGUAUUCGUGUACGCCCCGGAGGGCGGAAUGUUGAGUCAACAGAAGAUCAUAUCGAGCGAUCGAUUCGUGUACGCCCUGGAGGCCGGGAUGUUGAGCCAGCAGAAGAGAAGGUCGAGCGAUCGAUUCGUGUACGCCCUGGAGGCCGACGGGAUGUUGAUUUGACAGAAGAGAACGUAAACGUGGCAAAUAGGAAUCACUGCGGAGGAGACCCCAGUGGAGAAAUAAGCCGGUGAUGAGUGUUCGUGAAAGCGGCGACAGAUGGUAUUAGUUCUAAUAAUUUCUUAAGAAGUGUAUCAAUAUUUUCUCCAUAUCCUAUUGCGGAGUAUGUAGAAUAGAAUGGAAUCAAAUCCACCCUGGUGGUGGCAAGUUUGAUGGUGCCUUUGGAGUCAAGGGUGUGAAAAUAUUUCCAGAGCUUCUCCAACCUCUUGUUGCAGAUAGUCUGACCCUGAGAUCUUUCGCUUUCGUUCUUGGAGUACCUUUUGAGUUCGACUUUGUCAAUUGUUUUUGAUAAUGAUCGGGAAGUCCAUAGAGCAAUGUAGCAAUCGCUGAAUUUUUCCUUAUGCUCACUUGGCCUUUCUCGCUAGCGCUUUUGAUGACCGUAGAAACAAGAAAUAUAAAGCUGACUAAGAGAAGGCAAAGCGGUAGGCUCAGCCAGCCCCAGGUAACUUCGACAUAGAUCUCGUUCUCAUAGGAAUGUCCGAAUACUGUCUCGCCGCUUGUUGAAGAUCUAAUUGCGUUUGUGAUUGAAAUGGCCAUCCUUUCCAUGUGUCGUGUAAUAUUGUUUGGUGAUAACCAAGGGUUGAAUUCUGGAAACAAUGUCCUCGCCAAGGUUGGGCUUCCAGUUCUCCAGCGAAGG